UUUAAACCUUACUUUACAAUACUCAAUUAAGUAUGAAAUAACACAUUAUUAACACAUAUCAAGAUUUAAGGUGGAGUUAUAAUCAUGUACGCGUGUUGUGUACCUGCGGUUUCAGAAAGUGGAAUCCCAUAACAGAGAGUGUAAGACAGAGAAUAAGAGAUAUAGACGAUAGUGAAUAUAAGUCAUAUUGUUAUUAAACUUUAAAGAAAUAAUAACGGAUUACUUAUAAAAGGAUAUUCUGCAACCAGAAUAAGGAUGAAUUUACGUAAAUCACAUCUGAAUAUUGGGUUCGUUUUACUUGCCGUACUUUUUCUCCAUACAGUAGAAAGCGAGAAUUUUUACUAUCGACCCGUCGACGAACGUUGUAUCCAUGACUGCAACAUCUUGAAUAAGAUCCCCAACGUGACGUUUUCUUGUGACGGACACAAUAAAAGCUGUGACUGGCAGUGCGCAUCCCAACGUAUGGGAUGCGACGAGGGCUUGGCAUAUCACUGUGCAAAAGACUUUCAUAAUUAUGAAAUUCAACUUGAUCUCAACGAAAUUGAAUACAAACAGGCAUGCGCGCCGGAGAGAUUUUGCAAAGCAGGAGAGGAGCCAUAUGUGACGUUUUCCUAUGAUGAUAUGGUGCGGUCACUUAGAAACGCUAAAAUCAACUGCGUUCACUGCACGGACCAAAACUUUUAUAACAGCCAAGUUGGAAGGUCUUCUGCCUCAUAUAGCCGAUGCUUUGAUGAGAAAUUCAACAAAUGUAUCCCUGAAGACAACAAAAUUGACUGCGGAAUUUCUUGGCGUGAACGUAAGGACACCGAUGGAUAUUGCCGGUGUGAUGCCAGGAACGGUUACGCGCCGGAAAACGAGGCCGUGAAAACGAAGUGCUUCUACAGUAACGAGUUGUGUGUCCCUAAAACCUGUCCACAACCAUCACAGGAGCUACUUUUAAAUUACACGUGUGCUGACAAAUGUCCAUCAGGUAUGCAGAGGACCGAGGAAGCGGAUGAGUGUGUCUCGGAAUCCGUCCAAACUAAGAGUGAAACAGUCACAUCGACAAAGAGAACAGCUGAAUCAAUGCCCAAGGAGAUAGAAAAGGGAAUCGCUGCUGGUCUCACAACAGUAGCUCAAACAGAAUAUCCCAAUGCAGAGCACGAAGAAAUUGAUACAGAUAGAUUCAGCACAACACAGAUCAUCAUCAUCAUCGUAUUCAUGUCUGUUAUAGUCAUUGCAUGUGUAUGUGUUGCUGUGUAUUGUUGGUUUAAUGGUAAACAAAAAGUACACAACUAUUUUAAUACGACGCACAUAGCCGGCCACAAUAUAGUGAGUAAAGGCAAGAACUACCACAAUCAAUUUGGUUCGGUUUCACAGGAAUCAACAGAAAGUGCAGUGGAAACCGAGGAAUCUUGCAGUUUUGUUCAGCCUUCACAAAAGGCAAGAACCGACUUUGAUAUUGAAGAUACUGAUGGCCUUCAGGAACAUUCGUCAUUGCUCCCAAACAAACAACAUGGAGAAACAUCGCUUGACAACACCACUACUGUUACCAUUGAGACCGCAAACGAAAUUUCUGAUGCCAGUUCCGGCUCAAACAAUUACCAUUGUGAUAUUCCUGUGGCAGAGGCUUGUAACACACCAGAUGAUGAAUCAGUUCCUCGUCAACCGAUGAUUGAAGAAAACAUCCAGGAAAAUAAGCUUAAAUCAAAGAAGAAUAAUGUUCAUCCGGCCCCCGUUGUUUAUUCAAAGGGAGCUAUACUUUGCCAAAUCGAGACGAUGAAGCAAAUGCCUCAACGUGCUGAGAGUGAAACUGACAUCAAAAAAGUGUGUGGUAGCAUAUAAAAAACAUAAGUUAUUCAAAUAAGCACAAUGUGACAUGUUCGAUUUAUUUCAUUUGAUAAACAAAGCGGUUGAUGGACGUAAAAUACGUCUCUGACAACACGUAUUAGUAUUAUGCUCAACGUUGUUAAUUUUGCUCAGACGGAUUAAAACUAUUCUGUGAAAAGACAAACUUGCCAGCACUUACUUGGACGAAAUAUUUCACCUGAAAACGCGAGAAAAUCAUUAUCUAUCUUUAAUUUGAGAUGAUGAGUUAAUAAAAUCAUUUGUCUCCCUAAUUUAAACUUAAAAGUUAGUCAUUUUGAUAUACUUUCUGUUCAUGUUGUCUACUGAUCCUAGUCUCACUUUUUUGAAUCUCACGUUUUCCGAUGUGAACAUAGUCAUAUUAUACCUACGGGUAGAAUAGAAUACAAGUUUAUUUAUGCUACUUUAUUUAACAGCCAGUUCUUGUUUUGCCAAGACAUUAUUUUUAUAAUAAGAUUAACUAAGUUGAAGUUCAUGUCAAAGUUCUGUGGAUGUUUAAAACAACCAUAUAUUUAGGGUAUAUUUAUUGUUACAGAUUGUUAUGUACGUACAUGACUUUUUAUUACAUGAUGUUGCUUUUGUUAAGUGUAAUACAAACAUUACGUUUUAAAAACACCAAAUAGCCAGCACUUUUUUUGAAGAAAUAUCUCGCCUGCAAAGGCGAAGAAAGUUUAAUCUUUUCAUAAAUGCGUGUUCAAAUCUAUAAGGUACGAUAUUUUCAAUUUAAAGUACUGAUACAUAACGAUAUAUUUUAUGCUCAUGUUGUCUUCUAAUCAAAGUCACACUCGUUUUGCGUGCUUUCUGUUUUAAACAUAGUCUCAUUGUACGUUUAGGUAAGGUACAAUAUCUCUUGCAUGUUUUACUAAUGUUGAUGUUGUGCUGAAAAGGGUUGCUAUUUGAAUGGUUGACUACUGGGAUUGCCUUCCUAGUUUGAAUUGUAUUAUUGAUUAUGUGGCUUUGUUUUUAUAGUCACAAGGUUUUCUUACGCUACGGCAUUGUUUUAUAAUUAAUUCAACUGAGUUGAAAUUGUUGCUUGUGAAUAUUAAAAACACCCAGGUGUGA
Messenger RNA from Mya arenaria, 2907 nucleotides. RefSeq lists its product as uncharacterized. The transcript is spliced from 13 exons. NCBI's taxonomy places the organism in Eukaryota, Metazoa, Mollusca, Bivalvia, Myida, Myidae. The coding region runs from base 256 to 1824 and encodes 522 amino acids. The record is from RefSeq and is a predicted model, not a curated record.